UCUAGCCUGGCGCUCCUUCCACUCUUCCCCAAUAGGCAAAGGCUGUGUUUGAGUGCGCAACGGCUACCCGAUACGCGCCCGGCAUCUUGAAUAAGAAAGUCGCACUGUGAACCGACGGAAUAGACAGGAACAUUUCAGGAGAACAAAUAUUGACUACGUGUACAAGAGAAAGGAAAACGAUAUACAGUGCUUUUUACAGAAUUACAGUUGGUGGUGAUUGAAGUUUGAAGACAUGAGGAUUCUACGAGUUGCGCUCCUGCUCGUCCAUGCCUUUGUGGUCUCGAGGUUGGCGAGUGGAGCUGUGGUGGACAGGUAUGAGAAUGAGAGGUCACAGCACACAGCAGUUAUAAACCUGUUGGAUGUCCUGAGCGACAGAAGGAUGGAGGGAGGGAUGGAGAAGAGUAAGCACGGAGUGGAGGGUCCAGUGUUGGAGGAGGAUGGAAGCGAGGAAGAGGAAGAUGAGUACUAUGAUUACUACCAUGAAGACGACGAAGAUGCAUCAGGGGACUAUGGGGUGGAAUUACCUCGAGUUGCAUUGUCGACUAAACCUAAAGACCCAUCGGCCAUCUUGGAAGCUGAGAGGAGUGAAGGGAAGAGGAGGAGAGGUGGAAAGGAGAGGAAGAAGGGAAAAGGAAAAAAGAGGAACCCUUGUCUGAAGAAGUAUAAGAACUUCUGUAUCCAUGGCAGCUGUCAUUACCUGAGGGACAUCAAAGCUCCAUCAUGCAUAUGUCGUCCCAGUUACUCUGGGGAGCGGUGUCACCUGUUCACGCUGGCUUCAGAGGGGAGGGACGUGGGAGGAUACAGCCGGACCACAGCUCUGGCUGUGGUGGCAGUGGUGUUGUCUUCUCUCUGUCUAACCAUCAUAGGCCUGCUGCUGGUGCUCAGGUUUCACAAGCGAGGAGCGUACGACGUAGAGAAUGAGGAGAAGGUGAAACUGGGGUCAGCACCCAACCACUGAAGAGCUGGAGAGAAGGGACAGGAUAGGGAAAUUCUACCUCAAAAUAGAAAAGAAGAAGUGUAAAAAAAGCCAAGAGUGAACCCAGAGAGACUUGGAAGGUAUGGAAGAGAAGGGGGACUGGAUGGGCGUGACCUGUACAUAUAGCUCCAUCCCUUCUCACUUAUGGACAGAUGUGAUUGGGUAGCUCAGGAUUCUGAGGUAGUCCCUGCCACCUAUCAGGGGAGAGCCUGCCUAAAACUGGAACUCUGAUUGGCUGGGAGAAAAGACUGAAGUGGUGAUGAGCAUAUGGAAGCUGAGAGGAAAAGGAGGAAUGUUUCUGGGCCCGUAUCCACAAAGCAUCUCAGAGAAGGAGCCUUCAGAUCAUAAUGAAUAAGAUUAUAUGAACAGACCUUAGAUCAGCACUCCUUCUCUGAGAUGCUUUGUGGAAACGUCCCUGGACUCAGUGCUGCUUCUUGUUAAAAGACUACCAGGAAUCUCAGACUGAAAGGACACCAUCUUCUCUUCAUUUGCCAGAAACAGAGAGAACCCUGGUCUUUCUUCAACAGGAGUGUUGUUUUUACCAAUCGACAUUUGUAUUUUCCUGCACAUGUUUGUUCGUUGUCAUUUUCUAGUGUACUGUAAAACUUUUAUUUAUACCAUAUACUUCUCUUUUAAUGUAUUUAUUGAUGUGUUGAUGUUGCUGUAUUUAUGCAGAUAUUUAACUGCUUUGUCCACCCAAGAUGCACUGCCAGUUUGUAAAGAUUAUCUAUAAGGUCAUCAUUGUGUUUUUAUAUUUAAAUGUUAAAGCAUAUUUAUUGAUAAAAAUUGAAGAUAAAGUAUUUAAAAAAUGUACAGUAAUUUUGGAGAAAUAGACAUUUCAAAGUAAGAGUCCUCUUGGUCUCAUAGGGAUACCUGAUUGCUGACUUUGAUAUAUCGGCACUCUGGUUACAGGCUGCUGAGAACACACACCACUGUGCUUGGUUGGUUGAUUGACUUAUUAAUUGAUUGAUUAAACAGCUCUGUGGUGUAUUCCACCAAUGGACCACUGACAGGUCUCUCUUUCUGUACCAUUAUGACGUGGUUGCAUUGUGUUUGACUCUGUGAAGAAGACAUGCAAAACAUCCAGAUAUCGAAGUGAAUUUAAUAGAACCUACUCUAGAAUCCCAAAAUAUAGAAUAUAGGAAAUAUGUCAAAUGAAUGUUUAAAAUCUAGAAUCCAGUUUAGAUUUUUCUGUAUUACAAUCAGGAUGUGGAAUAGAUCCAAGGUAAACUCCUUGUCGAGUACAGCCACUGUAGUGAAUGUUGGAACAUAGAAACACACACAAAUGGUGAAGUUUUUAUUGUCUUUGAGAAACGAGUUGGACAUUAAUCUCCAAAAAUGUUAUCUCCAAUUUCAAUGAUUUAUUUAUGUUACCAUGCCAGUUAGUUGUGUUGUUGUUUUGUUUUAACAUGAUGGGUUGUGGUUAGGGAUAUACUCAGUGAUUUACUGUAUGGUAAUAUACACUGAGAUCCAUGCUAAGAUCAUGAUAAAAUGUGAAUUCAUUUUAAAAACAAAUAACCCUCCUCAAGAAAAACAUACUGGAAACAACCUGCAGUUUUGAAGUGAUUUCUAGUCAAAAAGUGUUCAUUUUUUUCUCUGAAAAUAAAGUAUUUUUUUCUCAGAA
Molecule: messenger RNA, 2600 nt
Organism: Oncorhynchus nerka (sockeye salmon)
Lineage: Eukaryota; Metazoa; Chordata; Actinopteri; Salmoniformes; Salmonidae
Product: proheparin-binding EGF-like growth factor
Exons: 6
Coding region: 233-958 (241 amino acids)
Biological process (GO): positive regulation of cell population proliferation; epidermal growth factor receptor signaling pathway
Molecular function (GO): epidermal growth factor receptor binding; growth factor activity
Source: RefSeq, a predicted model, not a curated record